Messenger RNA from Maniola jurtina (meadow brown), 1803 nucleotides. RefSeq names its product protein Wnt-5b-like. The record is from RefSeq and is a predicted model, not a curated record. The coding region runs from base 1 to 1128 and encodes 375 amino acids. Gene Ontology annotation, molecular function: cytokine activity; frizzled binding. Lineage: Eukaryota; Metazoa; Arthropoda; Insecta; Lepidoptera; Nymphalidae. Gene Ontology annotation, biological process: neuron differentiation; canonical Wnt signaling pathway; multicellular organism development. Gene Ontology annotation, cellular component: extracellular region. The transcript is spliced from 7 exons.
AUGGCGUCUCGCUCCGUAUUCCGGUUCCUGGUCCUGCUGGCGGCGCUGGUGGGGGUCCUGGCUGCGGAGCGCGCCGCCAAGCGGAGGAGACGGGAACCUUGGACUAAUGGCAGCUGGUUCAACAUGGGCCUCCUGGAAUUCAAGGAAUGGAUAAACCAGACCGAAGUCUUCUCAGACAAGUCGCGCAUGUGUUCCAAGCUGCACGGGCUAACUCCUGGCCAGCGCAGGGUCUGCCGGCGACAUAAGGACCACAUGCCAGCAGUCGGGGAAGGAGUCCGGCAAGGGAUAAGGGAAUGCCAGCAUCAGUUUGAGCACCGACGGUGGAACUGCACCAUCACCGGAGAUGAAACUGUUUUCGGACCUUUGACAUUGAUUGCGUCAAGAGAAACCGCCUUCACACACGCCAUAACAGCGGCCGGGGUGUCACUAUCCAUUUCCCGCGCGUGUCGAGACGGCAGGCUUUCCUCCUGCGGCUGCAGUCGAGCGUCCAGGCCGCGGCAUUUGCACAACGACUGGGUUUGGGGCGGCUGCGGGGACAACCUUGAGUAUGGAUACAAAUUCACGGAAGGCUUCGUGGACAUACGGGAACGAGAACGCAAAGUGAAGCGAGGCAGUCGCGAGCAGGGCCGCCAGCUGAUGAACAGACACAACAACGAGGCCGGCAGGAGGGCUGUCAUACGGAAGUCGCGGGUGACUUGCAAGUGCCACGGCGUGUCGGGCUCCUGCAGCCUCAUCACCUGCUGGCAACAGCUGGCCACCUUCAGGGAAAUUGGAGACUAUCUACGCGACAAAUAUGAAGGUGCUACGGAAGUCAAGGUGUCUCGACGAGGGAAACUGAGGCUUAGUAAUCCGAACUACAGUCUGCCGACUGCACAAGAUCUCGUCUAUUUGGAAGAGUCACCCAAUUACUGUAUUCGAAACGUUUCAUUGGGUUCACCAGGCACAACGGGCAGAGAAUGCAACAAAACUGCAGCCGGCAUAGACGGCUGUGCACUCAUGUGUUGCGGUCGUGGAUACAACACCAAGAAGAUCGUUGUGAAGGAAAGAUGCGAGUGCAAGUUCCACUGGUGCUGUCGAGUGGAUUGCAACACUUGCGUUAAGACUAUGGAAGUGUAUACUUGUAAAUAGUGACCUAAUUUUUUUUUUGAAACAGCUUUUAACUAUUUAGGAAAUAAGUAUUUAUUAAACUUUACUCGUAGGAAAGCUUUGUAUCUAAUUGGCGACCUUUUAAAAUUCGUACUUAAUUAAUGAUGAUAAGUUUUGCGAUAUAAAGUAGAUUUAUGACUCUUGUAAAAAUAAAACUUAUUUCAAAAACUUUUAGAAAUAGAGGGUAGAGCAAUAAUGGCGUCAGUUGUGAAAAAAGACCGAAUUGUUUUAAUGUGACUAAGUAUAUUCAAUUAGGUACUGAUUUUAACCUAUACGAAUCCAGCUGACGGCUUUCCCUGUAGUAGGUAACUAUGUAUGUACUAUGUACCUUUUAUUGUAAGUUAUUAAUUUAUGAUUUUGACCGUUUUCGAUUGAAAAUAUUUAAAAAAAGUACAGCAAAAAUAUUUUUAUGGAAACUUAGAUAAUAUCUAUCCUGACUCUUUGAAAUACUUAAUUACUUCAAAUAAAAUAAUAUUAUUUACAUAGUAUUAUUAGCAAGCUUACAUAAGUAGGUACAUAACUAGGUACUUGCCUAGUUCAUAAAAUUUUAAGAAGAUUCUAUUAGAUUCCUCACCUUGACAAUAUUUCUUAAGGAUUGCUUAGCAAUACUUACAACUACCCUUAAGUUAAGAUGAAAAUGAUUUAUUAAUAGCAAUA